UAUCCAAUACAGGCUGAUUGGACUCUCUGAUCUCCCUCCGAAAAUUUCAUUUGUUGUGUUAAUUCCCAUAAAUAUCUGUUCAUUUUUUGGUUCGAUUUUAUGACAGAGAUGGUUUAAUGAAUGCAAUAACAAGUACAAGUGUCGAGUUAGUUAAGAAGGCUUGUUUUCUUUAAGUAGAGAUGAUGGAGAAGAAGCCUAAGAAGUUCCUUACUGUGGCACCUUUUGAAUGUGCCUGGCGCAACGAUUUGAGGUUCAAGGAAGCUGGAAGGGGAUGUGUGGCUUUUGAAGCUUUCGCUUGCAACGAUGUCACAGUGGUGUUCCGGGAGAAUGUGGGUAGCCAACACUACCAUUACAAAAGAGACAAUAGUCCACACUAUACUGUGAUUAUUGGUAGUCAUAGGAACCGAAGAUUGAAGAUUGAAACCGAUGGGAAAACUGUGGUGGAUGUGGCAGGGAUCGGGCUAUGCUGCUCUUCUGCAUUUCAGAGCUAUUGGAUCAGUAUUUAUGAUGGGCUGAUCAGCAUUGGCAAAGGGAGGUACCCGUUUCAGAAUCUUGUCUUCCAGUGGCUAGAUUCGAACCCCAAUUGUAGUGUUCAGUAUGUUGGGCUUAGUAGCUGGGAUAAACAUGUUGGGUAUAGAAAUGUCAAUGUAUUGCCAUUAACGCAGAAUCAUAUAUCCUUGUGGAAGCAUGUGGAUUGUGGUGAAAAUGAAGGUGAUGAGGAUGAAGGUGAGGAGAUGGAAACUGAAAUUGGAGGUUAUGAGAAUUCGGGGCUUGAAAAUUUUCUUGAGAGUUGGGAACUAUCUGAUAUGUUCUUCAUUGUUGGUGAGGAGGGAAGGGCUGUCCGGGCUCAUAAAAUAAUCUUGGCGGCAUCUGGGAAUUUUAAUUUAAGUUUGUCUGGAGAAGAUGUUAUCCAGCUCCAGGAUGCAACAUAUCCAGUUUUGCAUGCAUUUCUUCAAUAUAUUUACACAGGCCACACUCAGAUUCCAGAGUCGCAACUCAGUUCCUUGAGGGCUCUAAGCUUACAAUUUGAAGUGAUUUCAUUGGUGAAGCAAUGUGAAGAAAUUAUUGCACGUUUUAAGCUGAAUAAAAAAUUGUUCGAUUUAGGUAAGAAUGUGGAGAUAUCAUAUCCUAGCCCUCGGCCCCAUUGUGGUACAGCCUUUCCCUCUGGACUCCCCGUCAAUAUGCAGAGACUUAAACAAUUGUGCUCGACUUCUGAGUACUGUGAUCUGGACAUCUAUAUUGAGGGUCAUGGUCUUGUGGCCCAUUCACAUAAACUUAUCCUCAGUUUAUGGAGUGUCCCUUUUGCAAAGAUGUUCACCAAUGGAAUGAGUGAAAGCAUUUCCUCAGAGGUGUGCUUAAGGGAUGUACCACUGGAAGCAUUUAAGGUUAUGCUCGAGUUCAUGUACAGUGGGGAACUGAAUAAGGAAGAGAGAAUGGAUAUUGGUACCUUGCUACUCCAGCUUCUUCUAUUGGCAGAUCAAUUUGGGGUUACUCUCCUCCAUCAGGAGUGCUGCAAGAUGCUUUUAGAAUGCAUCUCGGAGGAUUCAGUAUGCCCAAUUCUCCAAGUGAUUCCAUCCAUUCCUUCAUGUAAACUUAUUGAAGAAAGAUGCGAGAGGAUAUUUUCAAUGCACUUCGAUUAUUGUACAACCGCAAGCACUGAUUUCAUCUUCCUAGAUGAGGCAACUUUUGGCAAUAUUCUUCAGCAUCCGGAUCUGACAGUAACAUCUGAAGAAAGAGUGCUUAAUGCAAUCCUACUGUGGUGUCUUCAAGCAAAGGAAGUGUAUGGGUGGGAGGUAGUGGAUGGGAUGAUGUUAAAUUCAACACCCAAACUUCUUUUUGGGGAGAGGCUUCAGUCCGUUAAUAUAUUUUUGCCCCUUGUGCGCUUUCCUUUACUUCCAUAUGAUUUGCUGAAGAAGUUGGAAACUAGCAGUCUUAGCAGACAGAUUCCAACUUUUGAUUAUCUGGUGAAAGAGGCCUUAAGUUUCUUGGAGCUUCGAGUGGUUAACCCAGAAAAUGGCCAAAAUGUAAGAUUUCAACAUAGACGAUCUAGUUUUAAGGAGCUCCAGUACAUAUGUGAUGGGGACAGCAAUGGAGUCCUGUACUUUGCUGGCACGUCAUACGGGGAACACCAGUGGGUAAAUCCCAUUCUGGCUAAGAGAAUCAUCAUUACCGCUAGUAGUCCUAAUUCAAGAUACACUGAUCCUAAGGUCUUGGGCUCAAGGACUUACCAGGGUUUAUCUUUUGCUGGGGCAAGGAUUGAGGACAGAAAGAACAGCACAUGGUGGAUGAUUGACAUUGGCCAAGAUCAUCAGCUUAUGUGCAAUUAUUACACCUUGAGACAGGACGGGUCCAGGGCUUACAUGAGAUACUGGAAUUUUCAGGGUUCUUUAGAUGGAGAGACUUGGACAAACCUAAGAGUACACGAGAACGACCAAACAAUGUGCAAGCCUGGUCAGUUUGCAUCAUGGCCAAUAGUUGGCCCCAGUGCUCUACUUCGGUUUAGAUUCUUUAGGGUUAUGUUAACGGCUCCCACAACAGAUGAUUCUAACCCGUGGAAUGUUUGCAUUUGUUUCUUGGAACUCUAUGGCUACUUCCGCUAAUUGACGUGUAAUAAAUUGUCUGCAGACAUUUCGUGCCGUGUAAUAAAAAUUGUCUGCAGACACAUUCGUGUAGUCCACGUCGUCGCUAUCAUGUACAGUCUCAAUAUUGUGAGAAUAAAUCACUAGUUGGGGUUUGACUGCUAGCCUCUCAUUUUGAUUAAA
Messenger RNA from Cornus florida, 2762 nucleotides. Its product is annotated as BTB/POZ domain-containing protein At2g30600. The coding region runs from base 180 to 2600 and encodes 806 amino acids. The record is from RefSeq and is a predicted model, not a curated record. Lineage: Eukaryota; Viridiplantae; Streptophyta; Magnoliopsida; Cornales; Cornaceae. The transcript is spliced from 13 exons. Gene Ontology annotation, molecular function: protein binding.